This is a messenger RNA of Bolinopsis microptera, 2518 nucleotides long. RefSeq names its product potassium voltage-gated channel subfamily A member 2-like. The record is from RefSeq and is a predicted model, not a curated record. Gene Ontology annotation, molecular function: delayed rectifier potassium channel activity; protein binding. Bases 160 to 1647 code for a protein of 495 amino acids. Gene Ontology annotation, biological process: potassium ion transmembrane transport; protein homooligomerization. The transcript has 4 exons. Lineage: Eukaryota; Metazoa; Ctenophora; Tentaculata; Lobata; Bolinopsidae. Gene Ontology annotation, cellular component: membrane; voltage-gated potassium channel complex.
UAUUGCUUUGUCAAGUUUUUCCUCUCUCACCAUUCUCACGUUUAUAAGCGAUAUAUUGAAACUUGGUACACGCCUCUAUCUUUGCUUUGUCACCCCUUCGUCUUUGUUUUUUCUUUGGUUUGUACUCCAUAUUGGGAGGUUUAAAGGCCACAGUUGAAGAUGGCACUAAGAACGACCAGCACCAUGAAUAUGGGUCUGGGGAAGGGAAUGAGGGUGCGUCCUCAUUUUCCACGAAUGCAUACUCUCAAAAGGCUGAGUAGAAGCCGUUACCCGCACGAUGCUCGGAGUGUUGAUAUGAAAUCUGACGAGGAUAUUGUGGACAUGGACGAUGUCAUCACCAUCAACGUCAGUGGCCUCAAAUUUCAGACCAGGAAAUCAACCCUAAAUCGUUUCCCUACCACCCUCCUGGGAUCAACCGACAGGGAAAAACAUUAUAACAGUUCAACUAAAGAGUAUUUCUUUGACCGUCACAGAGAAUCGUUUGAGACAAUCUUGUAUUUUUAUCAAUCGGACGGACUGCUUUGCUUGCCAGCCACGUUGAACGCAGAUAUUUUUAUGGAGGAAGUCAGGUUCUUCAGACUAGGUGAGCACAUUCUAGAAAAGCUAAGUCCUGAUGUGAGUAACACUAAACAGAUCGUCCUACCUGACCAUCCUAUGCAGAAGAGAGUUUGGCAGGUAUUUGAGGAUCCACAAUCCGGUAUCUUCGCAAAAUGUGUGGCCUAUAUUGACAUCACCAUGAUCAUGAUUGCCAUAACGUCUGUUUGUGUAGAAACCUUGCCCAUCUUCCGUCAUGAAGACGACUCAGCGGAACUUAAAGCCAGGAGGAUACCCCAUCUCGACCAGAAAAUAUUCUUCGGCAUAGAAGUCGUCUGUAUCAUUUGGUUUACGAUAGAGCUUCUAGCCAGAUUCGCUUGUUGUCCCAACAAGAAACAAUUCUGGAAAUCCAUCAUCAACUGGAUAGAUCUCGCUGCUAUUCUUCCCUUCUACAUCGGUCUGAUGGUCCCUCGAGACCAACAGGACCUCCAAUCCUUGGUCUUCAUCCGUAUGAUUAGAUUUACCAGAAUCUUCAGGAUUUUUAAGAUGUCUCGACAUUUUGCAGGACUCCUUGCGUUGGCUUAUGCGCUGCGAGCGGGUAGUCGAGAGUUAGCCCUUCUAUUUCUCCUCCUCUCGAUAUGUGUGGUUCUGUUCAGUAGCAUGGUUUACUUCGCUGACCUUCACCAACCAGGCUCCCAGUUUAGUUCGAUAAUAGAAGCGUUUUGGUGGAGUAUAGUGACAAUGAGUACUGUGGGGUAUGGGGAUUAUGUACCGGUAUCGACUUUGGGGAAAAUAGUGGGGGUAUUUUGUGCUCUGAUGGGAAUCUUGGUCAUUGCACUACCGUUUCCUAUCAUUGUAUCAAGGUUUAAUUACUAUUACGAACUUGAAAAGUCGGGUAAAUCCUUGGAAGAGGGCGAAUUCGAGGAGGAAUACGCCAAACCUAUGUUCAUGGGAGUGAUAUAUGCUUUCAAGCGAUCUAAGGGAGACCUCCAGAACAAUAGAAUUAGCGAGGAGGAGUCUCCAAAAGUGGAGGAGAAGUUUACCCACGGGUACUCAGCUAUACCAAACUCAAACGAUAGAAACAACGACAACCAUAUAGCAUCUCAGUUGUGAGCAGCUCAGUUACAGUUUUAAAGUGAGGGAGAGGACGUAAGAGCCAAGUUUUUACUGUUAGUACCACUGCUAUUACCAGCUUCAAUUUCGUGAGAAGAAACGAGCAUAUUAAAUAUUAAUAUGUUGCACUUAGGCAGCGCGGCAUACAGAUGGUGUUUUUGACACAAUACGCCUCCCGACUCUUAGCCCUUUGAAACCACGAAUAAACUGUCAUAUUAAACUGUCAUCACUUUACUGUUCAGAUCUGGGUGAAAUGUCGGGUGGUGUAAUGUCAAGGGUACAAAUCGUAUUUUUGUGGUAUAUCCUAUUAUUUGUACUAGAUUACUUGCUGUAUCAAUUAAUUACAGUCUAGACAGAAAACCUUUAUUUGCAAUUACGGUUUUUAUCUUCAUUCGGUGGCCUUAUCUUGUAUCACGAAUUGUAAACGCAUGUGUUCAAUUUAGCAUCAUGUGAAAUAUAUUUGAAGGAAUGUAAAAGCUGACUUUUAGCUAAUAAUCAUCUAGCAAAUGUAUAAAAGUCUUUAAUUUUAGCUACUCUGCGGCUCGAAAUAGAUGGGGAAGGUCCCUAUUUUUAUUUGAAAUCUUCAUUUGAUGUAUAUUUAGGACCGCAGAGUAGUUUGUUUUAAACCUAUGUCUUAUGAUGUACCAAAUUGAAAUUAAAGCUGAAAAUGCUGAGCUGCAAAUGAUCAGUUUAUAAAUGAUCAGUGAAUAAAUGGUUGAAGAUGGGACAUAGUCAGGAGAAUUUCUGAAGAAUAUUUUGAUCAGCAAUUAUCAUAUAUCUCAUGGGAUUAAAUGAUCAAAUUUCGUUAUCUUAGGCAAACCAACCUGUGUAUAUUUUAUUGAAUAGUCAAAUCAUACAAAUUUAACGUAUU